GAGCGACUGUCCAACGUCGUAGGUGUGGACUGCUUGAAUGGAGCGUUCGGAGUAAGGCAAACCCUGCCACCGUCCGCGCGGACGGUACCUGCUCCCAGAGCGUGAGUGUGGGGUGUGGACCGUGCGCGUGCGCGCUGGGAGAGGGCGCGAGACGGGCGCGCCCCGCCGUUGCGGGCUCGCGGCUGCUGGGAUUGGCGGCAGCGGUGCCGCGCGCCCUAAGGGCCGGUAGUUGCGGGGCCUGCAGCCUCGCCCGGGGCUGCGGGCAGCUGUGGCGGCGGCCGGGGACCGCAAGGGGCGUAGGAAAGCAGGGGACGAAGGGGGCCGGCCUCGGCGCGCGGAGGAACAGCCGAGCAUGCCCCGCGACAACAUGGCCUCCCUGAUCCAACGGAUUGCCCGCCAGGCGUGCCUCACCUUCCGGGGCAGCGGGGGCGGCCGCAGCGCUUCCGACCGCGGCACGGCGCCAGGCCCCGAAGCGCCGAUGCCGCAGGGCUUCGCGGAGAAUCUAAACAAGCUAAAGAGCCUGCUGACCCAGGUCCGCGCCGAGGACCUGAACAUCGCCCCGCGAAAGGCUACGCUGCAGCCUCUGCCGCCCAACCUGCCGCCCGUCACCUACAUGCAUAUCUGCGAGACCGACGGUUUCAGUCUCGGCGUGUUCCUGCUCAAGGGCGGCACGUGCAUCCCUCUGCACGACCACCCGGGCAUGCACGGCAUGCUCAAGGUGCUCUAUGGCACCGUGCGCAUCAGCUGCAUCGACAAAUUGGAGGCGGGCGGCGGACAACGGCCGAGGGCUCCUCCGCCAGAAAAGCAGUUCGAUCCUCCGCUGCAGGCCAGGGAGCGGGAUGCCGUGCGGCCGGGCGUGCUGCGUUCGCGGGCAGAAUACACCGAGGCCAGCGGCCCCUGCGUCCUCACUCCGCACCGGGAUAACCUGCACCAAAUCGAUGCUGUAGACGGGCCAGCCGCCUUCCUGGACAUCCUGGCCCCGCCCUACGACCCCGACAACGGCCGGGACUGCCAUUAUUACCGGGUGCUGGAGCCCAUCAGGGCCAAGGAGGCCUCUGGCUCUGCCUGUGACCUGCCCCGAGAGGUGUGGCUCCUGGAGACCCCUCAGGCCGAUGACUUCUGGUGCGAGGGGGAACCCUAUCCAGGUCCCAAGGUCUUCCCUUGAAGCUGCCGGCGCCCGGGAGCUGUGGGCCGAAGACGUGACCUACUCAGAUCUGGGCCUGGCUGCUCGCGACCAGCCACAAGGGCUCCCUCCCUACUCCCAGCCCUGGGCGUUGGAUCUACUGGAAUGGGCUGUAGCGCUUCCUCUGGAGCCUUGGGAAGCUCUGGCGACUGGACUGCCGCCACCCGGCAUGGUUAUGGGGGUGGGGUAGGCGGGGAGGCUAGGUUGUUUCCUGGCUCUGUCACUAUCACCGGUGUUUUGAUUAGCGGGGCAGAGGGCCAGGGGACUAUCUGAAGCGCUUCCAUUCUAAAGCCAUAACGAGAAUACUCUUCCCUCUUUUCCCCAUCCUAUAAGAAAUACACUAAAUGAAUUUCUCCCUCCCAUCCCUUUGAGUAAAUAGGGUCUGUUCUCCACUCAUGUCCUUAUGCCCUUUUUCUCCUUAUUAUAGUUUUAAGUUAUUAACUGUGCAUGACCCAGUGGUUUGAAUUGUUUUUAGUUCAAGACAUUGGUAAAAAUUAGGUUUAAAGAGAUGAGCUACUGUUUAAAGUAAGCUGUCCUAUUUAAUUAAUUCGUUGUAAAAAAUUAAAUCAUUUUUCCGGGGUUGAUAGAUCACCCGCAAAACAGAACUAUGCAUAUAGAGGGCAAAAUUUACUUUCCUACCCUUGCCCACAUCUAGUUUACUCCAGCAGCAUCUACUAAGAAAUUCAGCACCUGCGUUAUCUCUGACAAAUGGUCACCUAAAGCUUAUCUUCCCUGUGAAUCUCUGUAUCUGUGAGUUGAACAGAUUUCUUGUUGAAGAUUCACCUUUAAUGCAAAAACUGUAUUAUCCUCGUGACUUUUUUUUUGUCUUAGUGUAAUUUAAGAGGUGAUAGGAUAAUUGUGGGUAAUUGUGUAUUUCCUAACCAGAAGAUUCAGAGGAGCUGAAUCUGUAUGCUUCCAAACAACUGAAUGUAAAAUACCCCUAGCCAGCUGUUGAAUUCCAUGCCCCUAUAUAAUUGCAGUAUUUUCCUGCAAAAGGAGAGAGAAGUGCUGAUGACUGUUUCAAAUUCUAUCAGGAGCUCUAAUGUUCCAGGGCACUGGUGGUUCCAGCUGUUUCCUGGUGGCAGUGUUCUAAGAACUCUCUCCCUACAGGAGAGAGCCAGUGCUUGCUUCAUCUAGUGUGGUUUUCAGUAGGAAGAGAGGGAAGGCACAGCUAUCAAGUCUAAGAGCUUGAGAAUUAAUUACAUUUUAGGGUACCAAAACUUAAGACAAAUUUGGUACCAUUUUAGGGUACCAAAACUUAAGACAAAACACUUCCCACUCCCAACCUCUCGAAAUGAACAGUUGUGCUAUCUGUGACUGAUUUUAUUUUUGCCCUUUUAAUAAGCUGAGCAACUUUACCUUGUUUACAAAUGUACUGACACCAUUUGCUUCUGGCCAUGGAGCACUGUUGUUUCCCCCUUUUUACUACUUACAGGAUUCCUUUUUUCACAAAACUUUUAACAAAACAAACUGUAGAAAUAAAAACAUUAAACUUUGCCUAGCUGUUGUCUAAGCCCUCUUGAUUGACUGGUCCAUGUGGCAGUCGAGUUCUAAUAUACGUAAUAAAGGGAGGUUUCCUCUUGGAAAGUGUUGACCUUGUAGGAAAACAGUAUGUGCCUUUGCCUCCUUAUGCACCCUGGGUUACAGAGACCCAAAGGGAAGGAAUGUUUUUUCCCAAGUUUAGAAUGAAAAAGCAAAUUCUUCAUGAAUGAUUUUUUUUUUAACACAAAAAUAUGCUUAUUCCACGUGACAUGCUACUAUGUUGUAAAACUUGAGGAAAGAAUAAUGCCUACCUACCAUUUCCUCCAGGAUUGCUCAAAGUAUUUUAUGGUAGCUUCACUUUCUGGUGUGAUUGAAUAUACCUUAGGGGCAAUUUGAAGCAUUUCUUCAUGCCAUUAAAUUUAAAACUAAAUUCUAGAUUUUAAAAAUGAUGAUUUUUCUUAGAAAUGUGUUCACAAAUGGCUUUUUUUCUUAGCACAAUAAUGAAUGUGGAUGGUUCUCAAUCACAUGCCUACCUGUUUUGAAAUAUAUUGUAGCAGAAAGUUGAUUAACUUAAAAAGAUUGUUUAUAGGCACGCAUGUUAUAGUACAACUUGGAGUACAUUAAGCUAACCUUCAAAAAUUCAUUCUGGCAAUAAGUAAUAGAAGAGAAAUUGUUUUUCCAAACUUUAUUAUGAAAAGUUCUCAAGUAUAAGCAAGUUGAAUGAAAAAAACUAAGGUGCUUUUCAAAAGAAUAACUGUAAUUGUUACAGGCCAAAACAGCAAUAUAAUCUCUCUCAUAUAGUUCAAUAAGAACUGUGAAACUUUUGGUUCACUAAUAAAUUCUGAGUAAUUAAUGGUGAAAAAAUGUAACUCAUAUAAUGAGCCACUAAGGAAAGAAUAUUCUUAUUACAAAGACAAAAUGGUGCAGAAAAACCUUGCAUCUCUGUGCAUAAACUGUCAAUCAUGACUGAUUUCAUGUGCUGCUAUUAUAUUUCCAUAUAUUCCUGCAAUGUACACUGUUUUAGUAACAACUGUGGGAAAAAGUCUUCCCUACAAAGACUAGUGAGCACAAUGAUACUAAUUGCUUAACUUUUCUGUUGAAUAACAAAUACAAUAAUGUCCUAGAAGUUGUCUAAGUACUUCUAAAGCUUUUUAAUUCUCUGGUUCUUAUCACUGGCCAGUUUCAUCAAUGGAGAGUAUGUGUACCUUCCUACUACUUUAUGAGAAUUGAGGGUUUACUAAGCCUGAUGUACAUGGGUUGCAUUUACACCAACUGUUGUUUGGUUCUUAUCAAUGGCCAGUUUCAUCAAUGGAGAGUAUGUGUACCUUCCUACUACUUUAUGAGAAUUGAGGGUUUACUAAGCCUGAUGUACAUGGGUUGCAUUUACACCAACUGUUGUUUAUUAACAAAGGUGGUGGGCCUGUUUUUAAAUUAGUGUUUGUCAACAGGAGUAAGCUCUCCCAAACACACCUUUUAUUCUUUUUGCAUUGUCCCCUUGUAGGAGCCUUAGUCUUGGCAUCUCAGGUGGACUGUGUCAUCACUUCGCUGUUAUAAAUGACUUUGAGUCUUUGUGCUGUAGCUCAGUUGCUCAAUGAAAAAGCAAUAUAUCUUUUUUUCAGGGCUCUGCCCACUACUAUUCAACUCUAACCUGAGGCAGUGCCACUCCUAUAACUCUGGUCUGAAUUCAGUACUCAAGGUUAUAAACAGAAGCGGACCACUGAUCACUUCAGCGCAGUCAUCUACUGUCAAAAGAAGGAAAUCAUUUGUUAAGCCCCACAUAGACACUGAAUCUUCAGAUCCAGGAAUGUUUACAUUUCUGGAACAAAACUGGUGUAUUUAUGGAAAAUAAAGGCAUGUUUGAAAAUGUUUAGAUGUAAAUCUUAUUUGAUUAUUGCUAAAUGAAGGAAAAUACUGCUAUGAUGCUACAAUUUAAUUAUAAUUAAAGGUUCAUGGUCUGUAAGAUUGUUAUACUAAAAUCUGGUGGUCUACAGUCCAAGUAAUAAUAAAAACUUAAAAUUAAUAGUUGAUUUCCAUAAGAAUGAGCUUUGAAAUGUCUGAAAAUACAUCUGAAACUAAUGUCUUACGAGACUGUUUUGCUACAACAGAAAAAAGCUCCUUAUAUAUUUAACAUAAAGAAAAUAAGCUAGUGAAAAUCUGAAAAUAAGCUACCAAGGAAAGAAUCUUUGGACUUAAGUAUUUUCUUGUCUUUCCUUUUUCUGUAAAAUUUGUUUCAUUUUAGUUUAGGCUGGCAGCAUUUUAGGUGCUUGUGAUGAUUCUGAGUGUUCUUUUCCCUAAGAAAAAAGAAUUGUAUUGGACAGUUAUAAUAUCACUACAGCCAUUUUUAAUACAUACCAAACAAUUUGCCUUCAUUUCAUUAGCAGGAUGUUGAAAUUCAAUAGCCUGGUUUACAAAUAAUUGAAAACCUUAUUUAGGUUUAAUAGGCCUAUUUUUAAUGUGCACAGAACCAUCUCAGAUGCAUUUUGACCUCUAAGGAAUUAUUCUCCAGGAGUUUAUUUGUAAUCUCAGUAACAGCUGAAACUAUUAUUCAAUAAAGCAUAUUGAAUAUAAGUAGA
Messenger RNA from Manis pentadactyla (Chinese pangolin), 5238 nucleotides. RefSeq names its product 2-aminoethanethiol dioxygenase (gene ADO). The coding region runs from base 353 to 1165 and encodes 270 amino acids. The record is from RefSeq and is a predicted model, not a curated record. Gene Ontology annotation, cellular component: mitochondrion. The transcript has a single exon. Gene Ontology annotation, molecular function: oxidoreductase activity, acting on single donors with incorporation of molecular oxygen, incorporation of two atoms of oxygen. Lineage: Eukaryota; Metazoa; Chordata; Mammalia; Pholidota; Manidae.